CUGCAACUCUCUAUUACUCUUCCUUUCUACCACAAGCACACUACAAAUAAAUUCUGGAAGGAAACAAGGCACUAGCAGUUGAAAAUUGAAACCAAAAGAAGCACAAACAGAAGCAAAUAGUCGGUUUCUACACUCCAGGAAUUUCAGAUUUUCCUUCCACCUGACAGCAGCUUCAACUCCCUCUCCUCAACUCCUCUGCUUAAGCCCCUUCACAACAACACCAUUCUCAGCAUCCUCAACCAUUAGAGCAAGGAAUUUAGGCCUCAAAUAGCCACCACAAGCUGCUGUGCAGCAGAAUUUCUGCAACAGCAGCUAUGGCAGCAGAAAAUUUUGUGACCCUCUUGGAUCUAUCCAGUUUUAUGCCUUUCAGCUUCUAUGAGGUCUUAAGCCUUUUCCAUCCUCAUUUUUAUCUUCCGUAUAAGGUUGGUUGAUAGUAGUUCAAAAGAAAUUGAAGAAAACAGCUGCAGGAACCGCAAAAAGAAACUGCAAACCGAACUAUAACAGCAAGCUUUCCUUCCCUCUUCCAUGUCUGGUUCUUUUAUUUUAUCUUUUUCUGUAAAGCAACUCAACCACGAGACAACCAAGAUUCUGUUUCCUAGCACUGUUAGGAAACUCAUUCACGGUCAACACUCACUGCACUCAAUCAACAACAAAACAGAAACUCCAUCACACCAAAAAACUUGUAGGUGAAGCAACAAUAGAAGCUUGUUGGUAUGUCAAACAGAAGCCUUAAUAGUAGUUUUCAUCACCAUAAACUUAGGCCAGCAACAAUAGCAGAAAUAUGCAACAGCUGCAGCAGGAAUUUUUCAGCUUUCAUACCUACACCUUGUAAGCUCCAAACCGAUGGUUUAAGGUCUUCUCUCUUAAACAAAUCCUCUUUCUUUCUUCUUAAGUGAAGUGUGACUAUUAUAUGAUAAAUCUCUAGUUAUAGCUGCAGAUUUAAGAGGUUUUAACAGUAGAAGCAAGUGAAAGCAGAGGGAAUCAAUGCUUGCUGCAGCAAGCAUUUUAUACAUUUCAGAUCUACUUUUUAUACUUCAACCUCGCUAAUUUCCUUAAGUUUUCAUCAUCAUCACUUUAUUUGUUAGCCACGGUAGAACAAGAGACAUUCGAAGCUUAUAAUUUCACCAAAUGGCAGUGGGAAACAUCAAAGGAAAACAGAAAACUCAGCUGCAUACUUGUCACAUGCAUACCUUUCAUUUCAGCUUGAUCUUCUAUGAUCUUUACUUGUCCUCUAUUCUAGUCACUUGUCACUUUUAGAUCUAUGUCUCAGGCCACCAUGAGAAGUGGAAUCAGUCACCAUUUCGACCUUUAGUAGAAAUAAGGCAGCAAUAUCAUGGACAAUAUCAGCAGAAAAUCAUGUUGCAGUAGCAAGAAAAAUAUUCAACCCGAUAGCUUCAACCUUCCUUCCUCUCAACUCUCGUCACCUUAGUCACUGAUUUACCUUGUUCCUCAAAAUGUAUCUCAGCCACUACAGCAGAAUUUAGAUGCCUCAAACAGCAAACAGCAACCUAUGAAAUUCAGCAAUGUAGUAGCAAAGAGAGCUGUCACCACAGGGAUCAUAGACCAGAUGAAAACACCCAAGUGUUGCAGAAACUCGUACAAAAAGCAAAAGCAAAAGAGCAACAGCAGUAGAAUUUCAGACCAUAUCAAGCUUCUAUUUUCAAACUUAGAACAGCUACUUACCCUCUCUUCUCCUCUGUUGUAAUUUCAACAUUAAGACAUCUUAUUACAACAUAAUGGAAACCAAACUAGCCAAUAUAGUCAUCCAAAAUUUGAGAAACAGCAGCUACAAAGGACUGCAACAGCAACAACCGAAAAUUAUGUCAGCAUUAACACCAAAAUUUCAGUUUUCGGGUAGUGUCAAGCCAGUAGUCCACAAUCUUUUCUUUUGGCAUCCCUUCUUCCUUUCCUUCUUAGUUUUAGUGUAUGAUAAUCUCUUCCUGAUCAAUCGUGAUCUAGAGCAGCAAGCAGAAGGACUUUGAGUUUCGGACAGCUGCAAAAAUCAUAAGCAAUAGCAGUUCAGCAAAUUCACAGUAGUUCAAAAAUCCUAGUUUCCUCUUUUUCUGAUAGUUUCAACCUCAUACACCCUUAGCCACUAAUCUACCUUGUUUUAAGCUACCUUAAGAAGAGACUCAGCCUCCUUAAUGGCCACUACAGCAGUCUGAAUAGUUCCCUUUCCCUGGUUCAAUUCUGGUCUCAACGUUUUUUCUCCAGACUUUAGUUCCCUAUAAUUUCGGUUAAAACCAAUUUGUUAUAUGGUAUUUUAUCAUUGUUUCCAUUCACCUCUAGUUUCUAUUUAUGGUCUAGUGAGUGCAUAAUUGAGGACGUGAAGUUUUGGGAGCCAAAAGAACAGUAGAAAGCAGCAUAAGCAUUAGUGCAGCAACGGCACCUGCAGUAGUUGCCAUGUGUACUUGGAACCAGCAGCUUAGCCCCUACCUUUGAGCUGUAAUUUCUCGGGUCACACUUUUUGGUUGAUAAUCCAAAACCUUAGUUCAUUUGGCUGCCUGGGAUCGAGGCUUUGAAGCUCAAUUUGCAACCGCAAAACAAAUAGCGUCGACACUUUUCCCCCGCCCUUUUCAGCAAUCCAAAAAUUCAUCAAUCUGCAUCGAAGUUUAUUCUGAUCAUAUCAAAUUUAGUAUUCAGAGAUUUGCUUUUUGGAAGGAGUACGUGAGCUAGCUAGCUAAGCUUUUCCACGAUGAGUGAUGGAAACGUUAUGGAUCAACAAGGAAUCUUUCUUUCUCCAUCAUCUCCUCAAACGGAAGUUUACUGGGACGCAAUCGAUGAUGCUGAAAAUGAGGCUAUUGAGACUUCUCACUUAGAAACUAAAAGGCAUCAUUUUAUCAACAAAAUACUGCGAUUACUUAUGCGAGUCCAAAAAAAUUUUCCAGAGACAAGAAGAUUUCAUUUUCUUGACACUUCCGUCCGUCUCUAUAAAGCCGCCCUAAAAGGUGAUUGGCCAGCUGCAAAGGAAGUAAUUGAUAAAUAUCCAGAUGCCGUUACAUAUUCCAUAACAAGACGGAAGGAUAAAGUUCUUCACAUCGCAGCUGCAGCAGAGCACACAGGUUUUGUAAAAGAACUGGUAAAACGAAUGGAUCAGGACGGAUUAGCACUGCCAAAUUUACAUGGAAAUACGGCCAUUUGCUUCGCUGCUGCAUCAGGAAUCGUGCCAAUUGCUGAGGAGAUGGUAAAGAAGAACAUAGAACUGCCAAUGAUCCGCGGCAGUAAAAGAAUGACACCGCUUUACAUGGCAGUUUUGCAAGGACGUAGAAACAUGGUGGCUUAUCUAUACUCUGUCACUGCUUUUAUACGUUUGACUCCUCUUGAACGCAUUGAUAUCCUGGUUGCUUGUAUUUCCAGUGAUUUGUAUGAGAUAGCAUUGAAAAUUCUGAAAGAUUAUCCAGAAUUAUCAACUAUGAAGGAUACAUAUGGGAAGAUAGCAUUGCAAGAGUUAGCUAAAAAGCCUUAUGCAAUCGGCAGCAAAAGUCAGCUAUCCGUCUGGGAAAGAUGCUUAAACUCCUGGUUCAGAGGGAUCUAUAACAAAGUUUUGAUGGGUACAAUAGCACAUCAAUUAGUUGAUCUUCUCUGGAAAAAUGUUCUACUAUUGCCAGAGAAAGACUUCGUAAAGCUGGUUCGUGGCCAUUCCUCUUUCCUUUUUGAUGCUGCAAGAUCAGGGAAUGUUGAAUUUCUUAUUGUACUUAUACGCUCUUAUCCCGAUCUCAUAUGGAGAGUAGAUGAGAAAAACCGAAGUAUAUUUCACCUCGCUAUUAAAUAUAGGCAAGAGAGUGUAUUCAAUCUAAUAUAUGAGUUAGGCUCUAUCAAGGGUAUCAUAGCACUCUGUACCGACCAAGACAACAACAAUAUGCUGCACUUGGCUGCUGAAAUAGCUCCUCCAGACCGACUAAAUACCAUAUCAGGAGCAGCACUCCAAGUACAACGAGAGUUGUUGUGGUUUAAGGAGAUAGAAAAGAUUGUUCAGCAUUCAUACACGGAGAUGAUGAAUUUAGAUGAAAACAAGAAACCUGCAGAUACUCCCUGGGAAUUAUUUACACAGACACAUGAAAAUUUACAGAAAGAAGGUGAAAAAUGGAUGAAGGACACAGCAAACUAUAGCAUGCUUGUGGCGACAUUGAUUGCCACUGUAGUUUUCACUGCAGCCUUCACUGUACCUGGUGGCAACCGUCAAGACCUAGGCAUUCCUAUUUUCUUGAGAAAUAAUUGGUUUAUGGCAUUCUUCAUAUCAGAUGCAAUUACAUUGCUCUCUUCCUCGACUGCGAUAUUGAUAUUCUUGUCAAUUCUCACGUCACGUUAUGCAGAAGAGGAUUUCCUUCAGUCAUUACCAGCAAGGUUGUUGUUUGGACUGACAGCACUUUUCAUAUCUAUAGCAGGCAUGGUGGUAACGUUCAGCGCAACCUGCUUUCUGGUAUAUGAUAGUGAAAUAGAAAGUAUUCCGAUUGUUAUAAUAAGUUUGGCUGGUAUCCCAGUUACUUUGUUUUUUAUUUUACAUUUUAGACUUUGGGCUGAUAUAUUCCGCUCAACGUAUGGUUCUAGGUUUCUUUUCCGACCACAUGAACGUAGACUUUUCUAGGAAGAAUUCAAUUAGGCAAUUGACUUGCAGAAAAUCCAAAAUGCAAGACAAAAGAAAAGGAAGGGGGAUUGUUAAAGGUAGUCAAUCGAUGUUGCACUAGGAUGGACGAAAAUAGAAUUAUUUCCAUCAAGAAUUCAAUUUGAUCUUCA
This is a messenger RNA of Juglans regia (Persian walnut), 4734 nucleotides long. RefSeq lists its product as uncharacterized. The transcript has 9 exons. The coding region runs from base 2696 to 4585 and encodes 629 amino acids. NCBI's taxonomy places the organism in Eukaryota, Viridiplantae, Streptophyta, Magnoliopsida, Fagales, Juglandaceae. Gene Ontology annotation, molecular function: protein binding. The record is from RefSeq and is a predicted model, not a curated record.